AUGCCAAUAUUUCUCCGUCAAGAUAAAUCUGUACUCACACUCAACUCUGGUCCAGUUCCAUGCAGUGUUUGUAGCAGAGGAAUAGCACAACAAGGAUGGGUCUGCCAAUGUGAUGAUACGACAUACUACUGCUCAAUUCAGUGUAAGAGAACACACUCGGAUCUCUGUAUGGUCUGGAUGACCAGAGCAAAGCCACGCCCUUCAACUAUCCACAAAUUUGGAUUGUAUUUUCCAGCAGACAGCCCGAAUAUGCGCUUGGCUUGGUUCCCAUGUCUACCUGUUGCUCCGCCGUUGUGCGUUCCUUACUGCCACGAAUGUAUUGUCUGCGAAGGCUGUCAUGAGUGUCGACUUUACGAUAACCCAGCACCUCAUAGCGCCAUUGGUCGAGGGGCAGGCAUGCCGGCACACAUAAUUCCCAGGAUCACCGAUUUCGACUUGAUACCAGGCGUUUCAGGCCCAGACCACUGGACUCUUGCAACUAUAUUUGGCUUAGCAGAUGGCCCUGAACUUGACCGGUGA
Molecule: messenger RNA, 519 nt
Organism: Sclerotinia borealis F-4128
Lineage: Eukaryota; Fungi; Ascomycota; Leotiomycetes; Helotiales; Sclerotiniaceae
Source: the annotation of a GenBank genome assembly